Paramuricea clavata is the source of this 4873-nucleotide messenger RNA. Lineage: Eukaryota; Metazoa; Cnidaria; Anthozoa; Malacalcyonacea; Plexauridae. The record is from the annotation of a GenBank genome assembly.
AUGUCCGCGCUAUUCGACGAUGUCGGCAAGUGGAGUUCGCCCGGUGGCGGUGCUAAAUCAUAUCGGAAUGAUUUAAUAUCUAUUAACUGGUAUACACACAAGAAAGCACUAAUUUUCCAUGAUCGACUAGGAAUCGUACUAAAGAACAAACUAAUUGAUCUGAGUGUAAAUAAAAUAUCAGAUCCUGACGAAUACAAUCAAUUAAACGAUCCAGAAGGUGACAAAGAUUGCAUGGCUUACAGUCGUUUCUCAUUAGAUAUGAUGGAAAUAAAGUCAGACCUCAAACAAAUGAACACGUUAAUGAAAAAUCUUUAUCACGAAUCUACUCCAGCCAAGCGCUGUUCCACCGAUCAUCUUUGUUGUGUAAAUACAUGUGAAGUGGGCAUUCAAACGGACAUCGAAUUCACUCAAUAUCCUAACCAGAGCGGAGAGCGUUGUGCAAGCAUGUGUAAUGAUUUGUCGACUGAAUUCGAGGGCUUAAAGCUCGAUUUGGUGAUUUCCGAGUCCAAGAUUGAUAACAAAAUUCGAAUCAAUGGUGAUGCAAUAAAUCAAGUUCAGGCAGAAUUCGCCAUUAGAGAGGUUAAGAUACCCCGGUUCCGAUUUACGGGUACGGGUAAUAUACACGUACCCGUACCCGUAAACCGGGGAACGACUUGUAACUUAAGAAAUCCAAGAUAUUCCGGCGUGCGUAAACCUAUCAGAGAAUGGCAACUUUCGCUGUUGAGGUUCGCCAUAGAUUGUUGAAAACUUUGACAAGCAUAAGUGCAUUAUUUAUUUGGGUAAGAUGUUGAAAAUUUUUACUAUAUAAACGGCCCACAAAUAGUAAACACAAAACACCCGUACCCGUUUCUCUUUUACGUGUAGACCAUGGUUUACCGCGGGGAAACGGGUAGAAAUUACGGGUAAAAAUGCUGACAUCAGCAAAAAUUGGUAAACAAAAUGGCGAUACUCGUACCCGUAGACCGGAACCGGGGUAUCUUAACCUCCCUAUUAUUAAAAAUCAGCUCGGUGAAGUUGUUCAACAGGUCGAUCGUUUAGUUAACACAAACGAGAACAACAACACCAAUAACAAUAAUAUUGCAGAAAGUAUUGUUAGAACGGCUAAUGAGAACAAUAGUCUUAUCAAUACUAUCGAAACACUAUGCAAAGGGCUGAAAACUAUGAUAGCCUUGUGUAAUGCAAAUUUUAUUAAUCAGAUCAACUGAAUUUUUUUAUUACUCAGAUCAACCAAGCGUCUCGCCAAUUUCAACACUUGACCAAACUGACAUCACCCCGUCAGCAACAGAACCUAAUCAACAACAGCUGCAUCAAAUCCUAAAUCCCUCUGCAGUUUGUAACUUUCAGGACGAAUCAUGUAUAGAAUCUUUCGUCACAGUUGAGGAAGCCAGCAUAACAUCAGAGGCUCUUAGCCUUGAUAACACCCUGUCGAAUUCCUAUCCCAAUGUCAUAUCCAUUUCGGAUGAUCAACAAGCCGGCUUAUCCUCACCAAAUGGAAAUUCCACCACAGUCGAAGAGAUCGUUACAGGCAUUAAGUAAUAUUUCAAAUCCGAGUUAGUGUUUUAGACGUGGUUUCUAAAUACAAGUGCCAUGAACAAUGGCGAGGCGCAGCCGAGCCAUUGUUCAUGGCACUGGGGAUUUGGAAGCCAAGUUUAAAACACUAACGAGGAUUUGAAAUUGCUUCUCACAGAUCAUUAGAUAUUCAUAGCAAUGAGGCAGUAACAAUAGCGAAUUAAGUUGUUCAAUGAGGCGAAUGCGUAACGAAGGAAGGAAUUAAAGACGUUGUUGUUGGAGUAUUUGUUCGCCUUCGAAGGAAGCAUGGCAUCUAGUUACAAAAAGAGGAGAUUUCGAGAUCCUCAAAGCGUGGAAAGAAGCAUUGACAACGUGCGAAAUGCUAUUCCACAAACAACGCGUUAUAAAAAUCGUUGGGGAGUUCGUAUAUUUGAAGAUUGGCAAAGUGGGCGAGAAAAUAAAGCAGUCAUGUGUGAGAGCAAUCCUUUCAGCUUAGAUUUGCAGAAUUUGCAAAAUUUGGAGACAGAAUUGUGUUCAAUGACGGCAAGAACGUUAAGCUUCUGGCUUAUCAAAUUUGUUCAAGAAGUUUGCGACAAGGAUGGCAAGCCAUGGCCAUAUCCCGGGCGUACAGUAUACCAAAUUAUAUGCUCGUUGAAACGACAUCUAGACAAAAAUGGCCGGGCUGAAGCUAACAUGUUAAAUGCUAACAAUCACUGGUCGGUUGAAUUCGUUCAUUUUUAAUUAAUGGUUUAGUUUAAUUUAUUGUAAUAUCAGCAUGUUUAUUACUCACUUUCCAGACGUUCAGAAGAGUGCUGGAUAGUGAAAUGAAAGCCACCCACCGGGAAGGCGAAUCGCGUACAAGACGAGAGAAAGAAGCUAUUACAGAUGAUGAAGAAGGUUUGCUGUGGUCAAAAGGCUUACUGGGAGACAAAACUGCUCAAAGUUUGGUUUACACAAUUUAUUUCUAUAUCCACCCUCGAAGCCUAUGGAAGACGAAAAGUUUCAAAUUUCCGACGAGGAACUUGAUAAGUUUUUGAGUGAAGUGGACUGGUCUAAAAUUGAUGAAGAGGUGCAGCGACGUACUAUCGCAGAAAAGUUUGUUUUGUCGAACAGUACAUUCACUAACUGUUCCUUUAACAUUCCGUUUGCCGGAAAUAAGUAAUACUAAGUCAAUUGUAUGUGUGUUAUUGUUAGUGUGAUUAAAAAAGCAACAUAUUUUGUUGUUUGAAGUGUGUUUUAAUGUUUUUGUGUAUUUAGAAGUUAUUUCUAAAUACAGCUUACUGUAUUUAGAAAUAAUUCUAAACAUAGCAAUUAAAUAUAUUUGCAUAAUCUUUUGUUUACCCCUCAAUUUCCCUAUUGUUCAAAGCCCUUCCCACUGGAAGUAAUUAAAGUCCUGGUCUAGACGGGGUAUCCAGAUAGAUACACGUGAUGUAAAUUACACCAUGUCAUUGGCCGAAAUGCUAUGAAUAUCUAAUGAUGUGUGAGAACCAAAAUUAUAAUCCGUCGACUAUGCUCCCAUCGUUCGACGAUCAAUUGAAGGAAUAUCGUACUAAGCACUCUCACACCGACAGAAUGAUAGUUGUCCAUAAUAAUUCUGGAAUAACACACCAAAAACCUACAAGGAAAUCAACCCGAAACCGGAAAAACACCAGAUCUAGUCAUAUCAAAUCGAAGCGAUGCAAUUAUAUACCACAACCCAUAUCACAUAUAGAUACCUCUGCAUAUAACCCGAAAAAUUUUCGGAAGAAUUGCUCUUCAAAUCGGCCGCCGGACUGGCGAAACUACCUGAUCCUUGUAAACAAAUUAACGCAGAAAACAGAAUUAAGUCAAUCGACAAGAAUUUAAGUUCGAACAUCGUUACUAUUAAUGCCAAGGCCACCUUUAAUAUACCUAAUAAAAUAGUUCCCAAUCGUCGUAUACACAAACCCCAUACCAGAAUCCCAAAGGGUAAUCGUACGCGAAAUGUUCAUAACGUAAUCUCAUCACGUAAUCAUAGUAAGAUUACCUCCCACCGUCCAUUUCAUAAACGAAAUCGUACUCGGAAUAACAAUAAUCUCAUUAAAAUCUAUCCCAAUAAGAAUCUGUAUAACACAGGUGUUAACGCCUUGUCACAAAAUAAUCCAUCUCAUGUCCCCAAGGUGAUGGUGACUAAUGUGAGGUCCUUAGUUCCAAAACUAGACGAAGUACAAGAAUUCCUAAUUCGGAAUGACAUUAAUUUUGCGUUUAUUACCGAGACAUGGUUAAAAGAGUCAAUUGCAGAAAGCAUAAUUAACAUUCCUGGUUACACUGUAUUUCGCAGAGAUAGGAAAAAUGAUGAUCAUGGUGGUGUAUGUGCUUAUAUUCGAACUGAAAAAUGUAAUUACAGACGAAUGGACGAAUUAAAUUGCUGUGAGAAUCACGAGAUCUUGUGGCUUUACUUACGACCUGACCGCUUACCUCCGGGUUUCUCAUGUAUAAUUGCAGGAUUGGUGUACAAAGCGGUAAUGCAAGUUCGAUCUGUGACCAUCUGUUCAACUCACUCACAAUGGCCGAAUCCAAAUACCCCAACUGUGGUAUAUUAGUUACUGGUGAUUUUAACCGCCUAAAUAUUAAUCGUUUAUUAAAUCACUUUCGCCUUAAGCAAAUAGUAAAAGUACACACGAGGUAAGAUGCUAUUUUAGACCUCAUGUUAACGAAUAUGCAUAUGUACUUUUGUGCACCGAAAGCAUAUGCACCUUUCGGUCUGUCUGACCAUAACACUAUUGUCGCAGAGCCUAAUGUCAUAGCGCCAAAAGGCAACAAUAAGAAAGUAAUAAUAAGACGGGACUAUCGGGCAAGGCGUAAAGCUGAAAUGGGAAGAUAUUUGAGCCUCUUUGAUUGGUCACAGUUGUUUGCUCCCUUGGAUAGUAGUGAGGAAAAGUGGUUGGUUUUCCAUGAAGUAAUACACAAUGGGCUUAACUUAUUAAUGCCGGAAAAACGUAUGGAGGUCAGCACUGUUGAUGCACCAUGGAUGAAUAAGAAAUUAAAGACCCUGAUUGUCAAAAGACAAUAGGCGUUUAAUAAGAAUGGAAACGGUUCCCUUGAUUUUAAAUACUACAGGAAUUUAGUCAACCGUGAAAGAAAGGCAUGCAGAGGGAAGUAUUAUGAAUCAAACAUACAAAAUCUUAAGGGUGAGAACCCUAAGAGAUGGUGGAGUGAAGCGAAACGUUUAAGUGGUAUGAAAGAAAAGAACAUCGAUCUGUCCAGUCAAAUAAAAAUCGACGAGUUCUCUAACUUUCCACAACGUGAACAGGCAAAUAUCAUUAAUACAGCUUUCUUGGAGCCCAUUGAGGAGUACAGAUUGGUCGUUCCACCACCAUGCCGCGACUUGGAAGAAUCAACGGAG